UUGACUUGCCGUCUGAAAGCUGUAUAAGUUUGAACACGGCGAUUUCGCUUCUUCCUCCACCGAGUUGAAAUCGGACGUAGCCGUUACCUGCGUACAAAAGAGACGACUCUGUAAUUCGCGAAUCGCUCUUGCUUUCUCCGGCGGAGAUUUCUUUGUCGACGGACUCGCUAUUGCUUGACUCAGUCAGAGCGAUUCGCUUCCGAGUGAGUUCUUGGAGAAUCGGUGGUUUUUUAUUUUAAUUUUCUUUUUCUGGAGGCUGGAUGGUUCAGCUGAUGAAUUCGGGGACGGAGAAGAGUCCGAGGACGAAGAGGCUGAAGCAGGAGGUUGAGGAUUCUUUGGAAGACCUUCUCGAUCAAUUUCACAAGCGAUCCAAACCCCACUUCUCUUCGGAGAAGCGGACGUCAGAUGCCAAUGUGUUUUGUGUACCGUCCAAUCCGUCGAAUCCUCUAGAUGAGCCAAGCCCCUUAGGUUUGAACCUCAAAAAGAGCCCUUCACUGUUGGAUUUGAUUCAAGCAAAACUGUCUCAAGAAACUGCUAAAUUAGCGAAUUUGAGCAAAAAGGACCACAAGGGAGCCACUGCUUUUAGUGCUGCGGACAAACUCAAGGCUUCCAACUUCCCCGCACUAAUUCUUAAGAUUGGUACUUGGGAGUACAAGUCAAGAUACGAGGGAGAUCUAGUGGCAAAAUGUUACUUUGCCAAGCAUAAGUUGGUCUGGGAACUUCUAGACGGGAAUCUUAAGAACAAGAUAGAGAUUCAAUGGUCCGAUAUCGUCGCGCUCAAGGCGACUUACGCUGAGGAUGGUCUCGGGACUUUGGACGUGGUGCUGGCGAGACAGCCCCUUUUCUUUAGGGAGAUAAAUCCGCAACCUAAGAAGCACACUUUAUGGCAAGCAACAGCUGACUUUACUGGUGGAGAAGCAAGCAGAUACAGAAAACAUUUCCUGCAGUGUUCACAAGGCUUGUUAAACAAGCAUUUCGAGAAGCUCAUACGUUGCGAUCCCCGGCUCAACUUUUUAAGCCAACAACCUGAUAUUGUGUUAGAAUGUCCAUAUUUUAAAACCAAUAGUCCGAAUGAAUCCAAAGAAGGAAUUGAUUUGAAGAGUGAGGAGGGACCUACUUUCUUUAGUUUAGGUAUGGUGUCACCAUCUGGAAAUCAGUCGCCUUCUUCAAUGAAAGAGCAUGAUUGUCUUGCGGGCGCAUCUGAAGAAUAUUCUGAGCAAUCUCCAUCACCUAACUCGGGGGUGGAAGAUCACACGACUGAAGAAGUGAGGAAUGAUGGAUCUGAGAAUUUGAGGCUGUUCAACAAAUGGGACGAAGUCAUAGUUCCUGGAAUCCGUCCAUCAAUGUCUGUUAGCGAUUUCGUUAGUCAUAUCGGACACUGCCUAUCGCAGCAGAUGACACCCAACGGUGCCAUGUUUUCUGAAGAAAAACAACAGAGCAGAGAUGCCCUGGAGGGGAUUACACAGUAUCUUUUCGGCGAUUCUCAGCACGCAUUCGAUUCCGAUGAACAGACCAUCGUGGCUAGGGAACAGACCAUCAUGGCUAGGGUUAAUUCCCUGUGCUGUCUUCUGCAGAAGGAUCCUUGUAUGGCUAAGAACCUUGAUGUUGGUGGCAACGCCAGCCCAGUUUCUGCACCGGCGUAUGAAAUCAAGAAGCAAGAAGGCUUCCCAGCACGAAAUGGCUACGAAUCGGGCAAGCACAUAGCCAUGUCGAGAAAUGAUUCAGUGGGUGAGCUGCUGCUUAAUCUGCCUAGAAUAGCUUCUCUGCCUCAGUUUCUGUUCAACUUGUUCGAUGAUUCUGAUGAUCGAGCUAGAUAGCCUUUGAUUUUGUUCAAGGUCGUCUAGUUAAAGCCUGUACAUCAAGUAUCUACUGGAAAAAAUGAAAAAGGAAAAAAGAAAAGAAAGGAAACAAUCCUCGAAUAUCUUACCUAUAUAUGAAUAACCAGUGCCUCUUCACAAGUCAACUUUUGUAAAUAUAAAGGUGCUUAAUAUAUAUAUGGUUUAUAUCAACUAACAGCAUAA
Messenger RNA from Momordica charantia (bitter melon), 2021 nucleotides. RefSeq lists its product as uncharacterized. The record is from RefSeq and is a predicted model, not a curated record. Lineage: Eukaryota; Viridiplantae; Streptophyta; Magnoliopsida; Cucurbitales; Cucurbitaceae.